AUGGGCUGUGCACCAAGUGGGACCUCUCCCAAAAGUGGGAGUCUCCGAUUGAUGACCACCAAACUUUCUUUUACAAAAGAUCAAUUGGAUAAUCUCAACACUUAUUUUAGAAAAUCAGUUUCAGAUUUUGAAAUUUCCGUAGAUAUUAGGGCCAUUGAAUCAACAGUGGAAAGAUUAGUCCAGCGUUUGGUAGCAGGAGUGGGUAAUCUCGACCGCAGAUUUUCAUCCAUGUUCCUCGUUUCGCUCAAUGAACGCCGUAGGAUUAAGCAACUGAAAUUUGAGUAUCUUUUACGAAUCGACACUUUGUCGACGCCAGUAAUAAGCAGUGAUGGAGAAUCUGCUGUAAAUGUGGAAGAAGAUGCUAGCAUGCCAGGAUUCGUUCGACUCAGGAUACGAGCCACUGAAGCUGAGUCAUGGGCUGAAUUUUUAGGAUCUGGUGGAAGGAUUCGGCGUGAUCUUAUCAAAGCCAAAGUAGCGAAUCUUUUAGCUGCGGCGACCAGACAGGUUUCCAAUGAAGUUAAAAGUGGAGAUGAACAGAUUUUCUACUGCCCUGGCCAAAUCGUCGAUGCAGAAGUCCUGGACAAAAUUCUGAAGCAGCCAAACCACUGCAGAGUUUUCUACGGGAAUGCCACUUCAGCAACAGAAUCACCAGAGCCAAGGGAACAUCGCGUCGCUUUAGUGGAGGAUGGCAGUGGAAUUCUUUUGAGGAUAGGAUUGGAUGGUACAAUAUCCCAGGAUGUCGAAGUGAGGCUGUUGAUUGGUGCUGCGGUUUCCUCUUGGUCAACCACCGCCGAUUAUCCUCGUCGAGUACCGCUUCACCAUUGUGAUGCAUUGCUUCAUUACACUGCAACACAAACCGGAAUGUAUGCAACAGCUGUAGGGCCUUACCCUGGGGCUCGUUGUGAGGAUCGAGCCACUUUAUGGAGGAUUCGAGUUCCAGCUGUGGAGAUGAUUAUGUCCCAACAUUACUCUGAUGAAAGUGUUCCUUCUCUUACAGACUCUGUGCUGCAGGAAAUAGUCGAUCAGCUGCAAGGGAGGCGACCUUUAAAUCUUCGCCUAAAACGAAAAGACUGCUUGAAACUUGUAAGUCGUUAUAUUUUGCGAACGAUCCACUGGUGGUCACUGGAACGAGCCGGUCCAGACCCCUUGAGAAGCUGGGCACCUGAUACUUUAUCUCGUCACGUUCUUCUGUGUCUCGAUGAGUUAGUAAGAGCCCUCAAGUGCCAGAAUUUGAGGUGUUACUUCCAUCCGCGGUGUAACGUGAUGCUCCAAUGUGCCAAAGGAGGAAUCCUUCAUCAUGAAGAUUCUUACGUCUCAGAUUCGAAAUUGGUAGAAGCAUAUUUGACACUUUUGAAUGCGCAGUCGACUAAUAUGGCUGUCGGUGCUGAAAAUCCAACUGACGUUAUGGAAAAUGAACUUAUUUCUCGAUGGCAAAGAGUAAUGACCUCUAUUCCAAGGGGAACUAUGGGAGGAUAUUUUGGAUAUAGUUCAAGGCAAUUGCAGUAUCUGGGAUUAGUAAUAAAAGAGGUGUUACGAGCUAAAGAUACUUGUUCUAGAAGAAAUUUUGAUAAUUGCUCAUGAUUCCGGAAUGUCUCAGAUUUUCCUGUAUCCUCGUCUCAUUUGCAGGAGCCAAUAGACAAUCUCGUAUACGUUCUAACUUUGGUGCUCAAACAGGCGAGAGACCAGAUUUUCGCUGUGAUGGAUCGCCGAAAAAGGAAACGUGUGAGACGUCGUUCUCUUGAGGAGCGAAGACGAGAAAGUGCUACUGCUUAUUUCGAACGUUCUGUAGAUAUCCUGGUUGACGUUGUCAGACGAGAUCGAGAGACGGCCUACAUGGACCUAGAAAAUGAUCUUAUAAUGGCAGAAACUCUAUUGAAAUGGCUGUAUUAUGGAAUGGAACAGGACAGAAAAACGUUGGGGCCAAUUUUACGCCCUUAUCUUGGAAACUUGUUCAAUUCAUCUCACGAGAACGCCUGGCACGUUGAGUCCUGGAAAAAAAGACAGGAGAUCUACAACUCUGAAAUGCGUUCGUUGGCCAUGUUCUGCAAGUUAGUAACAACAGAGGAGAUAUCACCUGCUAAUGGAAUUGUAGAGUCCCUCUCGAAGGGGUGGAACUGGUCAGAGGACGUAGCGCGAAUGAUUGAACGAAAUAAUAAUGGAUUAAAGCUGGUGUUUAUUACAUCUGAUAAGAUUUUAAGAUACAGCCUGACGUUUGCAGACAAUAAAGGGCUAAGUGUUUUCUCAACUUUGAGUAAAGCUAGGAAUAUCAGCAAUGCAGUGAAGAGGGCCACCAUAGCCAGAAUUAAUCUGAUUACAGUUACUGAUACACUGCUAAAGAAAGAAAAUGCAAUUAAUGAAAAUGAGGAAAAUGGUCUGUUUAGUCAUGUUGAACUGAGGAACUUCAGUCCUUUGACUUACGUUAUCUCUAUGAAUCGUCGGCGAGGUCGUCAAAGGGGUCCAGGAGGAUUGAUAUCGGCUCUUGUGACCCUGAAUAAGUUUCGGAUUCUACAAGAGGUUGCUCAGUUUCUCCCUCAGGAUGAAAAAGUUGCAAUGCUUGACAUGGUCCAAAAAGUAGCUAGGGAGGCGUCGCGUUGUUUAAGAAGAUCCAGCUGCCCGGAUCGAUCAGUGUCUACUUCGCCCAAAGAAACCUACACGCCUAAAUCUGAAUCAAAUCUCUGUGAUUCACCUCGACAGUAUUCGCCAAAUACACGUCAGCGCCGUAUUAUUACUGAACAUCAGAGGCAACUUCAGCGAGAAAUGUUAGAAAUACAUGACACGUUGACACGUGGUUUACGAACAAGGAGCCAGCUUCCGGUCUGGGAUUCAUCGUCAAUUGGAUCCUGGAAGUCUUCUGUUCGAUCGAUCAGUCGAUGCAAAUCCAAAAAGGGCCACAACAGAAUUUGGGAUACAGUUCGCGGAACUUCUCCAAUGUGGGACAGCGUAAGUACAUCCGGAAGUUUCGGGAAGAGCAGAUCUGAAGAGAUGAUAAGCAGGGAGGAUUCUCCAAAAUGGAAUACCAUAGAUAGUAGAUGCUCAAUAACUGAUCAGGGGUACCGAGGUACACAUAAACUUCCAUCCUGGGAUGUUUUGGAAGCAAACCUUAAUCGAAAGUUACUGCGAUAUGACAAUGUACAGGAUUCCUUGGAUGCUAACAAAGACGUUGGUAUCGAAUAUUUUCUCACUGGCAAUGAGAAAAAAGAAAAAGUUAACUACUCUCAGAAUCAAAAGAACAGAUCCCCGAACUUGGAUGAAAUUUUGCCAAAGUUGCUGGAAACAAUCUCGCCCAAAUCCCUCUUAACGCUGGAAAAACUUUCUAACAAGGAUAUAAAGCCUCGAUCCGAGAGGCAGCGAGUAGCUUCGUGCAUGGAAGUUUUGCUUACUGGUUCCUUCGACACGCCAAACUUUCGUGCGUUCACGACUUUACUUGCAAUUUUCGAGGAGAAAAAUAUAUAA
Belonocnema kinseyi is the source of this 3453-nucleotide messenger RNA. RefSeq lists its product as uncharacterized. The transcript is spliced from 18 exons. NCBI's taxonomy places the organism in Eukaryota, Metazoa, Arthropoda, Insecta, Hymenoptera, Cynipidae. The record is from RefSeq and is a predicted model, not a curated record.